GCGCAAUGUGCCGCCGCGGCUGCUACAGUUAAGGCGAGCUUUAUGGCGAGCCUUUACUGUGCCCGGGGGCGAGCGUGAGCGAGACAGCUCCGGUCCGAUCGGGAUCGAGAAAAGGGAUGGAGAGCGUGUGAUCGCCGCGGAUCGAAUGCUGCCCGGGCUUCGACACACAGAGACAGACGGGAAGGUCACGGGCAGAUCGCGACGAUCUCCGGUGGCCAGUAUUUGUGCAAACGUCGUCGCAAGCGGGUCGUACUCGGGACCGCUGCACAGUUUAUAUACAAAAAAAAAAAACAGGAAGGAAGAAUCUUUCUAUCUUCUGUAGACAGCAUUUCGUUGUUCGCAAAAGAGGUUCGUCGCUUAUCGUGCGAAGUCUUUCGAUAAUAUUGGAAAUCGGUGUUUACGGUGUUGUUUUGCGAUAGCCUAUAUUUCCUUUUGCUUCGACAAUCAAUCCAGUUCGAUGCAGUGACUACCGAGAGCGUGACAACAAGAGACCAGUAAGGCCACCGGUAAAAGAAAUGGUGACUGACUGACAGAUUUCAAGUGUUUUGCAUGAGCCGUCGGUGUGCGCAGCAUUCGUGCGUGAUGGAAGCAGCAGCACCGGCCGGUCGAACGAUCGACACAAAACAGCAAUGAAAACGUAGCCGCAAUCCGUACCUGUAGUUUAGUAGUUAUUUGUUCGCUUCAAGAGUCUAUGGUAGUGAUCGAAGAUCAUCCGCCCAGUGUUUUCGAGGUUUCCUUUUGCUUCGCCGUGCGUGACAGUUGGAGUGAUUUUGGUAGUGAUUUCGAUAGUAACAGUGAUUUCGUACGCAAGUGAGGUUGAGUUUGAGUUUCGCAUUGAGGAAGUGAAGGGUGCUUUACAGCGACAAAAGGGACAUUUUACAUAAGAAACAGGGGGAAAACAACAAAAUACGAACAUGGAAACGUGUGUGUUAAUACCGCAGGAGUUUGCACUGGCUGUGACGGGUGUGGGUGCCCGCAACUCCCGCGAACAGACGGCCACCGUGUGGUCGAACACGAGCAUCCCGCAAGGAACGCUGUGCUAUCCUUUCCAAGGCACGGUGCGCAUCGACAAUUUGGACGUUUACUCCACCAUCGAGGAGGAUGACAUUCGACACCGGUUUGGACUGUACGACGAAAUCACCAGCAUUAAUGGACGAACGGUACGCCACUGCAACUGGAUCCGGUUCCUGCGAGUGUCGGAAACGUACGGGCCGCAGGUGAACGUGGUCUGCGCCAAGGUGAAGGGUGAGCCGAUCUACGAGAUCGUGAAGCCGAUCCCGUCGCACCAGGAGCUGGUCGUUACUACCUGCCCGAGGGCCCGGAGGAGCUCUUCUUCAUCUCGGGAUGCGCAGUCAGCUGUACGCCAACGAUGGACUCGAUCCUCGAAG
Anopheles merus is the source of this 1388-nucleotide messenger RNA. RefSeq lists its product as uncharacterized. Lineage: Eukaryota; Metazoa; Arthropoda; Insecta; Diptera; Culicidae. The annotation marks the transcript as partial. The record is from RefSeq and is a predicted model, not a curated record. The transcript is spliced from 2 exons.